This is a messenger RNA of Colletotrichum acutatum, 2319 nucleotides long. RefSeq lists its product as uncharacterized. The transcript has 3 exons. NCBI's taxonomy places the organism in Eukaryota, Fungi, Ascomycota, Sordariomycetes, Glomerellales, Glomerellaceae. The coding region runs from base 1 to 2319 and encodes 772 amino acids. The record is from RefSeq and is a predicted model, not a curated record.
AUGGGCUUCUUGAGGUUCUUCUCGUCCAAAAGGUCGUCUGACAAGUCAUCAAACGGUAUCAAGGCGCAAGCGUACGAUGCUACGACUGCUUCUCUUCCCCCGCUUCUAGGUACCUACCCGGUUGCCGGAAAUGGACCAACCAAUGUUUUCGAGGACCUUCAACGCUCUCAUCAUAAGAUGAGCGAAACCAACUUGUCCCUUGCAGCGGGUUCCGAAGCUUCUGCCCCAGCACCGCCCGUCUUACGAUUCCGUGAUUCCAGCCUCGAGCGCCCGAGUUCUGCCCCGGGCAGCGCCGCACCUCCCAGCUUUUCACCGUCCCCGCCGGGCCGCUGGGGGAGAGACUCAUCGAGGGGUCCGCCUUUGUCUUUUAGGAAACCACGGCUCGGGUCACUUACAUCGACGACGUCUGGUCUAUCAGGACUAUCUCCCGCCCCAAAACGCAACAGCAAUUCUCCAGCAAUACCGUUCGAGGGAGAUCCGUUUCGCCCACCAACUGCUCCUUUCACCCAUAACCGGCACCUUUCCAUGCAAAGCACAAGCACGGCCGCUGUCAGAGGCUUCAUCGAUCUGCUCGAUGCGCAAUCUGAGAUCAAGCCUUCUGGUUUUCAGAGUCGGGUGAAGGCGUCAGGCGCUCGGGAUUACGGAGAAGAUGUUGCUGACCGCAACAUUGGCGAGAACGGAGUAGACCUUGAAUCCGACAAAGUCCAAGCAUUUUACGCAACGAACGGUGGUAGUCCGCGGGAUCGACACAACGGCGCGUUUGCAGCGCCAGCGAGGGCCCAGUUUGGAGACAAAGAACAAACGUUUAAGCCCCCUCGACGCCACGAUUCACUGGACAACGAGGCCCGCACAAAGUCUCUGACAUCGGCGAGCCUCGGCCAGGUCCCAUUUCGAACUAAUAUGUUCAAUCCUGAAAGCUCCCUUAGCCGUGAGCCAAUCAUGGAGUCCGUUUCGGAGACGAUUCGUGGCCGUCGAAGGCAAUCGCUAGGUGCUUACAUUCCUACAACGCCAUCAAAUACAACAAACGGUAGAACGCUGAGUUUAAGAAAAUCGACAGCCGAUGCUUCUGGAUCCCCGAGCGCUCGACAGCACAAGAGGAGGUCUACUCUCGGAGGCGAAGCUCCCCUGAACGAAUUGGGCAUCUUUACCCCGGGUGGUGGGCAUCCUGACCCGUCGUUGUCGCCAAAAAUGAGCCAGAAGCCAACGUAUUUGGUCAAGCACAACUACUCAUUACCAGUCCAGCAACGGCCAAAGACUUCGUCAGGUCUUGUCCACACCGAAUCAUACCAGGCGUUUUUACCGUCGAUUCUCUACCGUCUUCUGUUGUUUACUCCCGGAAGAUCUUCUGCUAACACGACUUGCUUGACAGAUGUGAUGAGAAGUGGCCACUCGUGGCUUGAGGCCCCAGAUGAUUCCUACUUGCGAUCCAAGAGUAACGGCGCACCAUUCGGAAAGGGCAAGCUUGACGAGAUCUACGAACACGUGCCGAUGCGGACAAGUAGUCUCCGGCACUGGUCGAUUUCGUCCGCGACUCCCACUAUGUCGAGCACCAGCUCCUUCCAACGACCUCAUUCUCGGCACACGACAACGACGACGGUCGAUCUAGCUACUAUGUCGUCCUUUCUCAACGACAGCUGCAGCUCCUUGCAUAGUGGUACGGGUGAUCAUGCGUCGUUUUGCACAGCACUGGAGAGUGCCUUGCCCUCGCCGAUUACCCCAGCAAAGCCCGGAGACGCAUUCAAUAUUGACGACUACCUGUCGUCCGAUGACGACAUUGACGCCGACUCAUUCAUCACUACGCGGAAGCGUGAUUCAGCACACAGCGGCGGCCACGAAGAAGGGCUCCUCUUCAGCGACGAAGGGUACGGCGAAGGCGGUCUACAGCUACCGGGCCUCUUUGACAGCCUAUCCAACAUCCCGGAUCCCGAUACCACGUCGCCAGAGCGGUUCGGUCACAAGUAUUCCCUCAGUAACCCCAGUGGUCGUUUACAUAGAAGGUUCUCUCUAGACCCGAGGAUCGAAGCACCAAUGUCCACUUUUGAUGAGGGCGAUAAUGAUGCCGAGGACGAGGACGAUGGUCUAUAUGAUAUUCCCAUGCGGUCAGAUCUGGCUCUCGGGCGCCGGGGCACACGGAGGAUCUCGGCGCUGGGAACCAUGUACCAGAGUAUUGAGGAGGAAAAGGACGAAAAGGUCGACGUUCGGGCUGCGGUUCGUCUUCGAAAGGAAGACAAGGCGCGGCAGCGGGCGUUGGCUAGAUUCAGCAGAGUGCAGCAUAAGAGGGUUUCCCAGUUCGAGGUAAAGCAGGGCGGUAGUGAGUGA